Molecule: messenger RNA, 843 nt
Organism: Penicillium macrosclerotiorum
Lineage: Eukaryota; Fungi; Ascomycota; Eurotiomycetes; Eurotiales; Aspergillaceae
Product: LysM peptidoglycan-binding domain-containing protein
Exons: 1
Coding region: 1-843 (280 amino acids)
Source: RefSeq, a predicted model, not a curated record
AUGCGAAACAUAGCUCUAUUUAUUGGCGUGGCCUUGCAGGCAAUUCCUGUCGCUACCGCUCAAAUGAAUGAACAGCAUAAAGUGAAUGUUGGACAAUAUGCCCAGUAUCCUGUUCCAAAUACUGAAACCCUCACUAUUUUGGAUAGCCUAUCAAAUGACCAGACUGAGGACUCAACUGAAUUCUGCGCCUCUGAUACAUUUUAUACUACAAUUGAAGGCGAUACCUGUGACUCUAUUGCCAUCCAAUACAAGCUCUCUUCGACAGCUUUGUUCAUGGGGAGCGAGCAAAUUCAGAACUGCAGCAAUAUCCCGGCUGGUCUAUCCUUAUGCCUUCCAUUUUCUUGCGGAGAAAUUUACGCCUACUCUGCGGAUGAUACCUGCUUUUCCAUUGAGGGAAAGAUGAAUAUGAGACGAUUCACCCCACUAUCUUAUUUGAACCCUUGGAUUGAUGGCCGUUGUACCAAUCUUCAGGACUGGGCCGAGACACACGGUCGUGUUGUGUGUAUGUCAUAUCAAGCUGGUCUGUACACCGAAAUGGCACCGCCACCAGGGGUGAACUCGCUGCCAAAGAUAUGGAGAUCAUCACCAACAAGAAAUGCACCUCUGCCAGAUGAUGCAUCUGUCGCAGAAGGGACGACCAGAGAAUGUGGAAAGUGGCACGUUGUCCGUGAGGGGGAUACAUGUGCUUCGAUUACCGCUCUCGGAGGUAUCGAAUAUUCCGUCUUCUCCGCUGCCAAUCCAUCGGCGCUGUCCAAAAAGGAUUGUACUGCAAACUUGCUGGUGGGCUUCGCGUACUGCAUUGGGCCGACAAGGAAUUGGGAGCUCACCAGAUAUAAAGAUUAA